Striga hermonthica is the source of this 1125-nucleotide messenger RNA. Lineage: Eukaryota; Viridiplantae; Streptophyta; Magnoliopsida; Lamiales; Orobanchaceae. The record is from the annotation of a GenBank genome assembly.
AUGCAAUCGGCCCAUAAAAUAUCGACUGCACUGCUCCACUUUUCUCCGCAGAACAAUACAACAAACCGUACCCAGCUAGCUUGGCAAACGGAUAUGAAAGCCGGUGGUGGAGUUGUGUUUGGAGUUCCACGCGCCGCCGCGUUUCCCGCAGCUCUCUUCAGGCGCCGACGAAUUUAUAUCCGGUGCUACUCUUCAUCUUUUCCUGAACACUCAUUGUUUAUCAAUGAUGUGGCCGCCUCACGGCCGCCGGAGCAUUUGAAUCAUCUUCUCAAAGUGCUUCAGCUUAGAGGCGAACAAAUUAUUUCUCCUGGAGCCAAGCAAGGGUUGCUUCCUCUUGUUGUCCCUCUAUCCCAGAAUAAUUCAGGUUCAGUAACUGCAUUGUUAAGAUGGCCAACUGCUCCCACUGGGAUGGAGAUGCCCGUAGUAGAGGUUCGCACAUAUGGAGUGUGGCUUUUGGCUAAGAAUGUCGAGCAGUAUAUCAACAGAAUAUUAGUAGAAGAAGAUGUCAAGAACACUAAAGAAAGAAAUGAUGAGCUGUUUCAUGUUUCAUCUGAUGCUGUGAUUAAGUUCUAUGAGAAGGGUGAUUUUGUUGCAUCUCAGUUGUCAAGCAUAGAGAGCUACCUUUUGAAGAAGGUGGGUUUAUUUCCAGACAUACUAGAACGCAAAGUUAAGCAGCAUUUUGACAAAGGAGACCAUGUUUCAGCUCUGGUGACCGGGGAAUUCUACACUAAGAGGGAGCACUUUCCAGGAUUUGGGCGUCCCUUUGUCUUUAACGCAGAAAUUUUGUUGAAAGUUGGACGAAAUGUAGAAGCCAAAGAUUCUGCAAGGGUGGCUUUGAAAUCACCUUGGUGGACGUUGGGAUGUGAGUAUAAGGAAGUUGCUGGUAUGGCUCAAUGGGAGGACGAGCAAAUUGAGUUCAUCAAAGAGAAAGUGACAGACGAGGGAAGGCAAGAAGAUCUGAAAAAGGGAAAAGAACCUGCUCAGAUUGCACUGGACGAAGCUGCCUUUUUAUUGGAUUUAGCUUCUGUUGAAGGGACUUGGGAUGCAUGCGUAGAGAGGGUUGCUGACUGUUACAGCGAGGCUGGGCUUCAUGAUAUUGCGAAAUUUGUUCUUUACAGAGACUAG